AGUAUCGUUUAGUCCUUCACAAUCAGUAUUAGAGCAGCUUUCACAGUUAAGACUACUCAAGCUAUAAUCGUCCAUAUUAUCCAUCGAUCUAACUCUUGCUCCAAACGUUCAUACGUUUAUUUCGCGAUUAAUUGUCAAUGAAGUAUUAAAAAUUCGAACUCAUAUGUGCAAAAUAUUAACAGUAAACUCAAUUCGACCCAAAAAAAUAUCGGCAUCAUCGAAUAAUCAUCGGAGAUGGCGGGUUUCCUGACAGGCCCAGCAGCUCACCUGGUCGGUGCAGGUAUGCAGGCGAUCGGAGUCGGCAUCCCAGUAGGCCAAACCUCGGCUAAGCUAAUCGACGGGAUGCGCGACGUCGGUAUCCCAGUGCCACCCAAGUCCUGGUUCAAACGCAAGGGCAGCAAAGACGAUCCGGAGAUCGUCGGCAGCAACAUCAAAGCUUCCAAGUCGCCGAAAAAGAACGUUUACGACAAGCUCGAGGAACAUAUCCACGGGGUGAUACAGGUCGUGCGUCCGGUUAUCGAACUCAAGCAGAUGGUUCGCGAGGGCUGCUGCAAGUCUGCUGAUCGUGCCAAGAGAGCUGAUCGAAGUCCAUCUCCGAGCAGAGAUCAGAGACUGAAGUACUACACUCCGCAAAAGUGCUCGUCUGGAUAUUGCGAGAACGAUUUCGUUUCUCGAGGCGAUUCUGCUUACCCAUCGCAAAAGAGAAAGGCUGCUUCCAAGAAGUCCGCCUCUCGUCGUAAGGACAGCACCGACGACGACGCUGACGAACUCGACGGCGCCGCUGCCGCAGCGCCGAGAAAAUCCUGCAUUUAUUGCUCAAGAUCGAAGCGGUUGCUGGAGCUGCCCUGUGGAGGUGUAAUCUGCUCCAAGUGCGACGAAACAGAGGACCACGAGCAAGAAUCAAAAAUGCCUCGACGAAUUCGUAAUCUUCGGAGUUCUAAAAAUGAGAGAGUAACUGAGCUGAUACCUGACCAAAUGGAGCCAGUUGAUAUAAUUGAUCUUACACAGGACUCUCCGAUGAACACAGCUUUGAGGCUGUCAAGGGCACGUGCUGGUCACAAUCCCGAAGAGAUAGCUAUCGAGCAAGAUCAAUCAGAAGGUGAUUCUGUGAUACUUACGUAUGAGUCAGACAGUACACCAAUGGCCAAAAAACCAAAACUUAAACCUGCUGUGAUUAUAAACCUAGAUGAAACCGUAAGCUUAGAUGAUAAUUUGAAUAAUACGCCUAAUCAAAAUACAGUAUCACCAAGAAAGCCAGGUUUGAACUGUCCCAUCUGUUUAGAAAGUCUAGCCAAUGAGAAUAUUAAAGCUAUGACAACUCCUUGCGGCCAUGUAUAUUGCUUAGAAUGUUUAAAGAAAGUGACUACAGAAAAGAAAAAAUGUUCUCUGUGCCAAAGACCAAUAAGUUUUGCAAGAUGCAUUCGUUUGCAUAUAUAAUAAUUAUUUCUAAACUUAAGUGUUGAACACAUCUAAUUUUAAAAUUGAACAUGUUAAGACAAAUUUGAUAACUACAAGGUGAAAUUUAUGUUUUUAUUCUUUCAACAGCAAAUUAUUCAUAGACUACAAGUUUUGAUACUUUCUUACUUGUUUCGUUAGAUUUUGUUCAUUUCAUUGUCUCAUUAUUUGACCUAAAAUAAUAAAUAGUUAUGCAAAAAGAGAUACAUAGAAUAUUUGUUAUCACUUGAUGUAAAUUUUCAAAAAUAAGUAUUACAUAAGAUAUUUUUGUAAAAAGAUUAUAAUUAUAAUAAAUAAUGUUACUUAUAACACUA
Molecule: messenger RNA, 1769 nt
Organism: Nasonia vitripennis (jewel wasp)
Lineage: Eukaryota; Metazoa; Arthropoda; Insecta; Hymenoptera; Pteromalidae
Exons: 5
Coding region: 235-1437 (400 amino acids)
Source: RefSeq, a predicted model, not a curated record